AUGACUCUUAUCUUUACGCUGUGGCUGCUACUGGGCUUAGGCCGUGCUUUCUGUCAAUUAAGCUCACACGGACCUACUACCUUCAAUGUGCCCAUCAGUCGUACUGAGAGUGGCUAUCGAACGGUCACCCUUUCGUUGGGUACACCUCCCCAAGAAUUCAAUCUCUGGCUUGACACAGGCUCGGAUCCUACAUGUGUCCUGAGCCAGUCGUGCAUAGAACCGUGCUCGAUUUCAGAUGCUAAACGUACGGCUUAUAUUCCAUCUGAGUCCUCGACCAAUAAUGCCACGGGAGAGACGCUCCACGUUGACUACCUCGGGGGUGCCGUCGCUGGGUGUGUUUCUCUUUGGAUGAUCAGCACUAGCGUCCACACGAGCCCUCCUUUCGGCUAUUCCAAUCGGGCAUGGCUUGAUGCGGACGGGAUGCUUGGCUUGGCUUUCCCUCGUGUAGAAGAGCCCGUCCACGCUUCCUUCCUUGAGAGCCUCUUCCACCCCGAAAUCCUCGAAGCGCACGAAUUCGCCAUUUAUACAGGACAAUACCUGUCUCCAAACAACGGUGUCGUCCGAUUUGGCGGCCACAACACGGAGUACAACAGCACGGACGUUACCUAUUUCAACAUCCAGCGAUACAUAGACGAUAAUAAUGCAAUCAUCUAUUGGACGACCUAUAUCAACCGUGUUGACUUCAAUUUGAAUGUGGACGGGGCCACGCACAGUAACACCGUAUUCGUGGAGAACUUUGCGGUUUGGGAUACUGGCUCAUCACAUAUAACGGUGCCAGAGACUUACAUUUACACCUUCAUCCAGGAGGGCGGUCGUCCAUUAUGCGAAGAUGUUCGCAAACUGGACUUCAAAAUGACUAUCAUCCUCCCGGAGGGCACGAUUACCGUCCGCCCUGCAGACCUGAUUGUACCUGGGUUUACGGAGGAGCAGUAUUGCUGGCCUUUGUUCGAGCCGUCUUCUAGCGGUAGGUGGAUCAUCGGUAUGGACCUUAUUCGCAAUUUUUACACGGUAUGGGAUCUGGGUGGCUGGGAUAUACGGUCAGACGAGCUGCAACCGCGGCUAGGAAAUGCCAAUAUACACUAGUCGGGUGGUUCGCACUGAUUCCUCAUAGUGAUGACGAUGAUUAUUGCUUUCUUUCCGUCGUUUCGUCUGCAAUGCGUGUAUGCUUGCAGAUUCUAGUAGAAGAUGAUCGGUCUGCUUUCUGCUCCCCUAUUCGCAUAUCCUCAACCUCGUGUUUAAUGCACGUAGCUUCAUAUGUCUUAGUUGAGCUCUGUAUACUCACACUCAAAUAUAGGUUCCUCGUUCUAUUGAAUGUGAUCAGAGCCACCUCGUUAUCUCUCGUUGCCUAGAAAAACGUGUCCGCAUUCCUAGUCGAAUCGUUGGCUUGUGCCACGGCAUCGUGUCCCUAACUCUCGUGCGCCUGUCUUUGGUGUUACGCCGUACCCAAGACAUUAUGAGAGGCGCAUUGUCCAUCCGCAUUCCACCGAA
This is a messenger RNA of Desarmillaria tabescens, 1488 nucleotides long. RefSeq names its product aspartic peptidase domain-containing protein. The transcript is spliced from 6 exons. The record is from RefSeq and is a predicted model, not a curated record. Lineage: Eukaryota; Fungi; Basidiomycota; Agaricomycetes; Agaricales; Physalacriaceae. Gene Ontology annotation, molecular function: aspartic-type endopeptidase activity. The coding region runs from base 1 to 1083 and encodes 360 amino acids. Gene Ontology annotation, biological process: proteolysis.